This is a messenger RNA of Adineta steineri, 1581 nucleotides long. The record is from the annotation of a GenBank genome assembly. NCBI's taxonomy places the organism in Eukaryota, Metazoa, Rotifera, Eurotatoria, Adinetida, Adinetidae.
AUGAGCAUUCGACGUAAAAGUACGAUCUCUCAUGGUCAUAAUCUAUCACAACGUCGUGCAUCAGUUGUAUCACUCUAUUCAGCGUUAGAUCCACACGAUCAUGAUCAUGAUUAUCAUCGAUUAUCUCGUUGGUUUUCAGUGAUAUUUGUACAAAAACUUGAUAUAUAUCAUGUUCUCGAAAGACAAGAAGGUAAACGUACACUUGCCUAUCAUUUAUUUGUAUUUGCUAUAACCCUGAUAUCACUUGUAUUUGGUUCCAUAUCAACUAUUAAAGCAUGGAGACAAAAAUUAGAUGCACCAUUAUAUUAUGGUGAAUUAGUUUUAUGUAUAUUUUUUGCUUUUGAAUUAUUAUUACGAAUAUGGUCAGCUGGUUGUCUUGGACAAUAUCGAACAUGGGUUGGUCGUUUAAAAUUUAUAAGUCGACCUGUUAUUAUACUUGAUAUAUUAACAUUAUUAGGUUUUACAAUAUCAUUAGGAACAGGUAUGAAAGCAGGAGAAUUUCCAACAAUCACAUUAAAAUGUCUACCACCAUUACAAAUGAUAAGAUUUUUACGUGUCGAUAGACAAUUAUCAUCAUGGAAAGUUUUAAAAGGUAUUAUUAUAACACAUCGUCAAGAAUUAACAGUUACAUUAGUUAUUUCAUUUAUGUUUCUUAUUACGGGCUCUUAUCUUGUCUAUCUUGCUGAAACAUCAGUUGAUCCAAAAUUAAAUACUGGAUCAUUUCGUUCAGUAGCUGAUACGAUGUGGUUUUCAAUUAUCUCGAUGACAACAAUUGGUUUUGGUGAUAUGUAUCCAACAACAUAUAUUGCUAAAAUGAUAGCAACAACAAUCUGUCUUCUUGGUGUUGCAUUUUGGUGUUUACCAGCAGGUAUUAUUGGAAGUGGUCUUGCUAUAAAAGUUCAAGAACAAAAACGUGAUGAAGCAUUAAGUCGUUUAGUACCUGCUGCUGCAAGUGUUAUACGUAAUUGGUGGCGUCUUCGAUGUACUUAUCAUGGUGAUCGUUUUGCAUCAACAUGGAGAAUAUAUACAUUAAUUCAACGUCGUGUCAAUGCUCUUUUACCAUCAAAUCAAAAACCUGAAACAGCACCACCUAUCUUACCAUUUGGAACAAAUAAUACACGCUCAGAAACAAAUCCAUUUCGAUUUCCUUUUACAAAUUCAACAACAACAGCAAUCACAAAAUCAGAACAUAUACGACGAAAAUCUAUCACGAGUAUUGAUGAUUUACCAAAACGUUAUGUAACAGCCAUAAAAAUUAUUCGUAUUUUAAAAUAUUCCGUUGCUUGUAAAAAAUUUCAAGAAGCAAAACGUCCAAUUGAUAUCAAAGAUGUUGUUAAAGAAAAUACUCAAAUGAAUAAUCGUUUAUCAAUUAUGUUAAAUGAUGUACAACGUCGUUUAGAUUUAGCAUUAGGUACAACAAAACCAGCAUCAUAUUUACCUGAUGAACAAAAACGACAAUUAAGUUUAAGUGCUCGUAUUGAAAAAGUUGAAGAUGUUGCAAAUCAAUUUGAAACAAAAUUAACUCAUUUAGAAAAAUUAGCAAUAACUCUAGUUGAAAAUCUGUACAAAGAAAAAAAAUAG